AUGGAGACGUUGGUGCACCGCCGCUUACGGCAGCACAUCCUCUCCUGGGCGCUGGCCGCCGAUCUCCGGCAUGUCUUUGUUGCGGCAGCUUGGCUGGGUCUCCCGCCAAGCGCGCCCGUACGCGUGCUUCGACCACCAUCCAACCGAGCCAACUCAGCCACGGCGUCCCUAGCAAGCUCUCCCACACCACCUUCGUCGCCCGAAGUGGUCAAUCCAGCCAAGCGCUCCUAUCGACGCGCCGCCACCGCACCCGUUGCCGUGCGCUCCCCGGACAUGUUUCGAUCAUGCCCAGCACAACCCAUGCACUCCCCACCCUAUAUUCCCAACACCAACUCUGGCUCGACGCCGUCCCCUCGACGGCCUGUGCUGCUGCCCGACUCACCGCCGCCCAGCAUGAGCCCUCACCCCAAGCGGCCGCGUCUAAGCCCUGCAGCCUCACCUCCCCUAAUGCAAGCCGCAUCAUUACGGCCUGAUUCCCAGCCCGCUUCACCGGCCGAUGCGCACCCACAGACACAUGGCAAUCUGCACCAGGCACACAUGGGUGAGGCAUUGCCAGAGCCUGUCGAACCAGCAGGCAUGCAGCCCGGGGAGACACUACUAGACGCUUCGAAUGAUUCGGCUACGGAUCUUGAACCUCAGGUUGAGUUUUAUGCCACACAGGCGAUGUGA
Molecule: messenger RNA, 669 nt
Organism: Monosiga brevicollis MX1
Lineage: Eukaryota; Choanoflagellata; Craspedida; Salpingoecidae
Exons: 2
Coding region: 1-669 (222 amino acids)
Source: RefSeq, a predicted model, not a curated record